CGCCAAAAACUUGACUCGCUAUGACACAACACCGAACAAAGGCCAAGUGUAACUAAUGAAAGGGACUGCAGUAUAGUGGCUCAAGUGAUAAAUAUCGAAUCCACGAGUCUCUAGAGUUACUAUUACUCAGCUUCAGUUUAUUAUUUAGCAAACCAGAUUAAGAUGAAAGAACUAAAACUACUCUAGCAAACUACAGUUAAAGUUAAUCUAAUUACAGGUUGGGAACUCACUUAGGCAUGAUUCCCCCUAGCCACUAGCCAGACUAACGAUUGAUGAUUUCUAACUUGUUUCACUUUCAUUCACAAUGCGGAGAAUCCUUGACUAGACCUUGAGUCUCGACUAAAGGAACAAGGCCCUCUUGAGUCAAUUGCCUAGAGGGACGUAUCCUUCUCUAGAACAACUGAUCAAGGCGUUCUGAACUAGACUCCCUCUAUCGAAAGAGGUUCUCAAUCGAUACAAAGCAGUGAAUCAACCCUCGACUAAAGCAAUCGAUCCACUACUAUCAAUCUAUGGUGCUCUAUUGACCUAAUUAGGUAUUCCCUCUCAUAGGAUCAAAGCAGAAUCAAUAAUCUCGACUAAAGCAGAAUUGAAUCAUGAAAACAUGCAUAGAUUGAAUAUGAACUCAAGAUUAUCAAGUCAGAGUACUCAUACAAUCAUCCAAUCAAACAAACAUAGCUAGGGUUCCUCAAAACCUAAGUGAAGGGAAGUUACUCCAUAGAGAAGAGAGAGACUGCAGUAAGAAUCUUCAGAUGAUUAGUCUUCAAGUCCGGGCUUGUUCCUCGAGCUUCCAAAGCAAAGAAAUCCUCCAAUUCCACUCUUAGAAUGCCCUCAGAUUGCCCUCUCUAUCUUUGGUUCGUCCCUUGGGUGUUUGGGAUCCAAAACCCAGCUCUCCCCUUUCCUUUGGCUGAAAAUCGGGUUUUAACCAGCAAUUCCCGACUCACACGGGCAGGCCGCACGGCCGUGCAGCUCACCCAGUUGCCCGUGCGAGUCAAAACGCAGCGUAUCGAUUAGUUGAAUUCCAGGCUUCUUACACGGCCAGGGUCACACGGCCGUGCAGCUCACCUUGCACGGCCGUGUGGAUUUUCUGCUCUGCCCGUGUUUGCUCUCGCACAAUCCCACACGGCCAAACUGGUCACUUGCACGACCGUGUGGGUUGUGGGUGUGCCCGUGCGACUUCCUUUGUGACUUGCCUCGCGCCCGAUCUUCGCCCAAUCGACCCCGAACUCACUCCUAAACCUUCAUUCACUUGCCAGGACCUGAAAUAUCACAAACAAGCACAACCUAGCGUGAAAUCGGUCUAAAACACGAGAAACCACAUCUCAAACGGUGUAAGAACAGGGGUGAAAACAUGUGUAAUUAACGGUCUAUCAGCUACUAUCAAGUGCGGAUAGCAGAGGGCGACGGGCCAAAGACGGCUUGUGUGACGAGGUAUGGCUCUUACGAGUUUCUUGUGAUGCCAAUCGGUCUCACCAACGCACCAACCACGUUUUGCACUUUGAUGAAUCAAGUGUUCGAGUCAUUCUUGGACCGGUUUGUUGUGGUCUACUUGGAUGACAUCGUCGUGUAUAGCAAAACACUCGAUGAGCAUGCCGAGCAUCUACGCCAAGUCUUCUAAGUCCUUCGCGACAACGAGUUGUACGUCAAGAGGGAGAAGUGCACAUUUGCCGCUACGGAGGUUCCAUUCUUGGGGCACAUUAUUGGUAGAGGCAAGUUAAAGAUGGAUGGAGCGAAGGUGCAGGCAAUCCAAGAAUGGGAGCCACCGACGAAGGUGCCAGAGUUGCGGUCAUUCCUCGGCCUUGCCAACUACUAUCGGAGGUUUAUCAAGGGCUACUCCAAAAUUGCAGCACCCUUGACGGAUCUCUUGAAGAAGGACAAGGCGUGGGAUUGGUUGGAAAGGUGCCAAGAAGCAUUCGAGGCCUUGAAGGCAGCGGUGAUGAAGGGGCCCGUGCUCGUGCUCCCCAACCCGACGUUGGCCUACAAAGUGCAGACUGAUGCAUCCGACUUCGCAAUUGCGGGCGUGUUGAUGCAAGAUGGGCAUCCCAUUGCCUUCGAGAGUCGGAAGCCCAGCGAGACGGAGAGGCGAUACACCGUUCAAGAGAAAGAGAUGACGGCUGUGGAUGAAGGAUGGGCUCAUCAUGACCAAGGGAGAGCGGGUGUUCGUGCCAAGAUGGGCCAACUUGAGGAAGGAGAUCAUGAAGGAGUGCCAUGAUUCCAAGUGGGCGGGCCAUCCCGGCAUCGAGAGAACGCAAGCGCUCAUCGAAAAAGCAUA
Linum trigynum is the source of this 2269-nucleotide messenger RNA. The record is from the annotation of a GenBank genome assembly. NCBI's taxonomy places the organism in Eukaryota, Viridiplantae, Streptophyta, Magnoliopsida, Malpighiales, Linaceae.